AUGACCAAGACCAAUGACUUCCGACAUGCAACCUUGGGAGUCAUCAAGGUGAUCGAAGAAGACGGAGUGAUUGUCUUCCGCGGCCUCAAGUAUGCCACCUUGAACCACGGGUUUGCCGAGCCCGAAUUGUACGGCUACGGCCAACAAGCAGCCGAAGACGGGGUUGUCGACGCGACCAGAUCUGGCCCUUCUGCGGUGUCUCCGCCAGUGGCGUGUGAUCUGGAACUCAGCCUAAUCCAGAAGAGCCUGGCCCACGGCAAGUUCGAGACGUCGGUAACAGAUUGUCUGAAUCUGAACCUCUAUCUCCCGACCCCGACCCAGCAAUCCCAAUCCGAAUUCCGCCCCUUGCCAGUGUUUGUGUUUAUCCACGGAGGCGGAUUUAUGCUCGGAUCCAAUGCCUGGCCACAAUACGACUUGACUCGGAUCGUAAGUCUCAGCAAGCAGCUGCAAAAGCCCGUCAUCGGCGUCCAGGUGAAUUAUCGUCUGGGAGCUUAUGGGUUUCUCGACUCGUCGAGUCUGCGCGAGGCCGGGGUCAAGGCCAAUCGAGGCCUCCGAGACCAGCGCACCGCCCUGCUCUGGAUUCGGCAGAACAUUGCCGGCUUCGGCGGCGACCCUGAGCAGGUCACGGUGAUCGGCGAGAGUGCGGGCGGCGUAUCGUGUACCCUGCACCUCCUGUCGAAGGAACCGCUCUUCAAGCAGCUGGUGGCGAUGAGCGGCAACUCCCUGCUGAUGAAGCCGCUUCCACUUCCGGUCGCCGAGGGGACAUACAGCCAGCUCGCCAGCGCACUCAACAUCGCCACGACAAAAUCUCCUUCAGACCAGUUGAAUGCCCUCCUGGCUGUCGAUCCGGACACUGUUCUUGCCAGUGUGGGCCCCAGUAUGCCGUUACUCCCAGUGCUGGAUGGGGACGUCGUCACCUCCAGCGUCGACUUUGCACAAUGGACUGCCCCAAAUAUUGCAGCUCAAGUGCCAGGCACGCAGUGGUGCCGUCGACUCAUGCUGGGUGAUUGUCAAUUCGACGGAAGCAUCUUCAUCUUAGCCCUACAGUCCAGAAAGACAGACAUUGCCGCAUCGUUCGCACGAUCAUUAACCACCGACCUCAAAGACUCCCCAGACGUAGUUGAAGCGAUCCUCGCAAGCUACAAUAUCAACCCCCGUUCCAACUCGCCCACCUCAACCUCGGACGACGAAGCCAUGAACAACAUCUUAAGAUUCAUGACCGACGUCAGGUUCUAUGCGUCCACGCUGACCAUCGCACGCGCGUGGCCCCAGUCGGCCUUUGUGUAUCAUUUCAACGAGCCGAAUCCGUGGGACGGGCCCUACCGGGGCGAGUCGACGCAUAUCCUGGACGUGGCAUUUCUAUUCCAGAACUUCAACGACUACUUGAGCCCCGAGCAGCAGACAUCGGCUCAGCGGUUCGCCAGCGACGUCAUCGCCUUCGUGCAUGGGGACGAUCCUUAUCAGAAGCACAGUGCUGACACAGGCGGUGCUCGGGUCUACGGACCUCCUUGCACGGGAGAAGAUGUCUAUGUGCAGAGUCUGGAUCCUCGCGCCUACGGUCGUCGAGACACGGUGUGGAAGCUGGCGGCUCGAGUCGGAAUGGAUAGACUCGCUGCCGCGCUGGAUGGUUUUAUGGCCCGGCCUGGUAGCUAG
Capronia epimyces CBS 606.96 is the source of this 1653-nucleotide messenger RNA. RefSeq lists its product as uncharacterized. The record is from RefSeq and is a predicted model, not a curated record. The coding region runs from base 1 to 1653 and encodes 550 amino acids. NCBI's taxonomy places the organism in Eukaryota, Fungi, Ascomycota, Eurotiomycetes, Chaetothyriales, Herpotrichiellaceae. The transcript has 5 exons.